Messenger RNA from Babesia sp. Xinjiang, 1383 nucleotides. It is a transcript of the gene cyp8, whose product is annotated as Peptidyl-prolyl cis-trans isomerase B1. The record is from RefSeq and is a predicted model, not a curated record. Lineage: Eukaryota; Apicomplexa; Aconoidasida; Piroplasmida; Babesiidae. Gene Ontology annotation, molecular function: peptidyl-prolyl cis-trans isomerase activity; protein binding. Gene Ontology annotation, biological process: protein folding; protein peptidyl-prolyl isomerization. Bases 1 to 1383 code for a protein of 460 amino acids. The transcript has 4 exons.
AUGACAGCACCAAUCGAUUUGACCGGUGACUCUGGUGUAGUCAAAACGAUACUGACGGAAGCCUUGUGCGAUGAAACGCCUGAAAAUGGGCACGAAGUAGAGGUUCAUUACACAGGCAAGCUAGAAUCCGGGCUUGUCUUCGAUUCUUCACAUAAACGCAAUGCUACGUUCAAAUUUCUCCUGGGAACUGGCAACGUCAUUAAGGGAUGGGAUGUUGGUGUGGCGUCGAUGAAACUCGGAGAAAAGUCUUUGUUUGUAAUACAGCCGGAAUAUGGAUACGGAGCUGCGGGUGCUGGAACAUCGAUCCCGCCAAACUCAGUGCUAUAUUUCGAAAUUGAACUUUUAAACUCACGACCGAAACCGAAGGACUACAAUGAUAUGUCUAUGGAAGAAAGGAUACAGGCAGCUAGCGAUGCGAAAGCGACGGGUAACCAGAAAUUCAUGAAGGGGCAAUAUAGGUCCGCCAUAUCCAUGUAUGAGGACGGUUUACGGUACCUGACGGCGAGAGAUGAGUGGCCAGAUGAUGCCCGUCAAGUAUCCGAUCGGAUAAAACUGCAAUGUCACCUUAACUUGGCGAACUGUUUUUUAAAAAUUGAAGAUUACUUUAACGCUGAGACCAACGCUACAGAAGGUCUAAGGCUGGAACCCUCGAACAUUAAAGGGUUAUAUCGCCGGGCGCUAGCCAGGAUCAAAACGGGUUCAUUUGCGGAGACCAUAGAGGAUCUGACGCAGCUGCUUAAGAUUGAGCCUAAGAAUGCGGACGCCUUAAGCUUGUACAAAAUGGCGAAAGUGAAGCUUCAUGAGCAAAACGAACGUGCGAAGAAAAAGUAUGGAAGCAUUUUUCAAAAUUUGUCGCUAUACACCGAAAAACGCGGUGUUAGGAACAUCCACCUCCUGCCUAGGGUGUACAUGGACAUAUCUGUCGGAGAAUAUCGCGGCAGGAUUGUCAUAGCGUUGUUUGAGGAUACAGUGCCUAAAACCGUCAAAAAUUUCCAGCAGCUCAGCGACGAAAACGCUGAUGUUAAUUACAAGGGUAACAAGUUCCACCGACUCAUCAAGGGCUUUAUGAUCCAGGGAGGCGACGUUACCAAUGGAGACGGAACAGGCGGUAUCAGCAUAUACGGUGACCAAUUCGACGACGAAGCAUUCGAUGACAAGCACACCGAACGCGGUCUGCUAAGUAUGGCAAACUGCGGGCCAAACACCAAUAACUCGCAAUUUUUCAUUACGUUUGUCGCCACACCUCAUCUAGAUGGUAAGCAUGUUGUAUUCGGGAAAGUCGUAGAGGGAAUGGACGUACUAGACGUCAUCGAGGAAGUGGAAACAUUAGACAACGACCGACCUAAGGUUGACAUAACUAUAGAAGGUUGUGGAAAGUUGUAA